UACUGAAGUUGCUUGACAAUUUUACAACAUGGGCCACGCCAUGGGAAGCACUUCAAACUUGGCCUUCGUCCUGCCUGAAAGCUUGCCACGGCUGGUGACCACAAGACAAUCGACCAGGCCGCACCAUGGCACGGUGCCUGGUGGCAGCGCCUCACAGUCGACCGCGUCUGCAUCGACUGCGGCCUGGCUCUGUGCAGCCACGGUGGCCACGGUGGCCAUGGCGCAUCGGCGAGGUUCGAAAGCCAGGGUUGUCAGCCCUGCUGUCCUGGAUGGCACAGCGGAUAAUGCCCCGAAGGUGGUACUGAUGGGCGACUCGGUGUUGGACAAUUUCUUCUGGUUAGAGACGCCCAAGCGACACUUGCGGCUUCAGCUGCAAGAUGCUCUGGCGAAGUCCCGGAAUGCCAAGGUGAAGCAGCUGAAAUGCGUGAACUUGGCCGUGGACCAGAUGACCACAUUUGACUUUGUGGAACGAAAACCACAGGAUAAUCCAUGGGACGUUUAUGCCAAAGCUCGGAGAAUGGUUGCAUUUGAAGAUGAUGAGGACAAAGAAUAUGUUGUUGAUGGCGAUGGUGUGAUAAGAUCUGUGGAAAAUUUAAAGCAACUCAAGAACGUCAAGUGGGUUGUGCUGUCGCUCGGGGGCAACGAUGUCUACUUGAAUGCCGAAGUCAAGGGCAAGUUGGUGAGCUCAUUGUUGCCUCAAUCUGAAGGAAAACGCAAGGAGGUCGCUCAGGAGUUUGCCAAGCGCCUGAAAGGGGUCCUGGAGAAGGUGAAGGCUGGGGCCCCGGAUGCGUCGUUGAUAUUGGUGGUGCCAUACCAGCCACAUCAGGAUUUCUCGCUGAUGAUGGGUGCACCUAUCAACGAUGAGGGCAAGAGGAUUUAUGGCGACAUCUUGGGUGAUGGCACGCGAGUUUUGGAACGUCAGCUGCUACCAGAUUUGGUGAAUCCCAUGGUGAUCGAGAUGAUCGCCCUUGGACGAGAGAUGGGCUGUCCCAUCAUUGACUUAUCGCAAACAUUAGAUCCCAGUAACGAGGAGCACUACGGAACAGGCGAAAUUGGGAAGGUCAAUGAACUGGGGACCCCAUGGAGUGGCGCCGAACCAUCUGACGUCUCCAGUGACUUCACCGCGCAGCUCCUGGCGCACGCCAUCGCUGAAGGCUCCAAGGCCUCGGUCUAUCGUGGCCUUUGCCGCCAGGAGGAGAGAGGCUGGACUAUGACUGUCAAAGAGGAGAAAAAUGACUGGAUCUUUGAAAAGGACUACCGCUUCGGCGGGAAGCCAGUCUCAUCCACCAUCAGCCGGAAGAGACAAGGAGGGGAGAAACCAAUGUUCAAACUGGGAGCUUUUGAUUCCUUCUUGGCUGGUGCUGGAGUGGUGAUCCUCAUCAAUAUUGCGCUGCUGCUUCAAGGUGGCAGUCCCCUUGGCUUUGACCGAGAAGAGUUCGAGCGACAACUGGAAAGUCAGGGCUUGAAGGUGAUCCCCCCGGGGGAUGUCUGGGAUUUCUGUGGCAUUCCGACUUUGGGACCUUUGGGCCCUUGGAUGAUUUGGAUGAUGGGAGGCCAAAGUUUGAAAUGGCUCAGAACAAUUGGAAAAAUGGCGACCAGUUUUUCAUCAGAGUAG
Cladocopium goreaui is the source of this 1615-nucleotide messenger RNA. The record is from the annotation of a GenBank genome assembly. NCBI's taxonomy places the organism in Eukaryota, Dinophyceae, Suessiales, Symbiodiniaceae.